Molecule: messenger RNA, 727 nt
Organism: Salvia splendens (bonfire salvia)
Lineage: Eukaryota; Viridiplantae; Streptophyta; Magnoliopsida; Lamiales; Lamiaceae
Product: protein NUCLEAR FUSION DEFECTIVE 6, mitochondrial
Exons: 3
Coding region: 94-366 (90 amino acids)
Cellular component (GO): mitochondrion
Source: RefSeq, a predicted model, not a curated record
AAAAAGAGGAUCUCUGAGCGAAAUCUGGGGCAGACCUAAAACCCCAAUAAACCCUACCUACCUCUGUACUCUGUAUUCGGCACCUGAGCUGAGAUGGCCUCCUUCGCCGCUAGAUCUGUCUUCCGCUCCGCCGCCAGAAUAUCUGCCAGCGUCAAGCCGAGGCCUUCUCCGUCACCAUUUCGCCUCCCAUCCCAAAAUCCGCUUCCAGCUCGCAUUUUCAGGUCACCCGUGGAGAUGAGCAGUGUUAGCGUGGCUUCGUUUCUGCCGUACCACACCGCGACUGCCUCAGCUCUGCUUACUUCGAUGUUAUCCGUCGCUCCGCGUACUCACGCUUGGACUAUCGAGGCUUGCAUCGAUGGGGUAUGAUGACUGUUCGAUUGUUCCAAGAAGUAUUUUCGCAUAUGCACUAGAAUAGUACAUCUGAUAAAUAGUCAUAUGGCUAGAGCUCAGCACAAGAGAUGACCAUAUUUUUGUGGAUUUUCCUUUUGUGGUCUACUAGAGUAUCAAAUAAGGAGAUAAGAGUUGCUUGUUAAUUUGUUGUAGUGACAAGUGACUGAAUUAUGUAAAAUUGUGGCAUCUAUUCCUUGAGAUGUGGUAAUUGUUAUGCAACUUCGUCAUACUUUACCUUAAGGCACGAACCUGUCGUAGCCAAACUCUGACAGGUCACAGGUUAUGAUAAAUGCACUACCUGCUAUCUGUUCGUUAACGACCUUUUGACUUGGGCUUC